AUGGUUCCUGAAGCUCUGCCCCAAUCUCGCCGCAGCGACCGCCGCCCGCCCGGCACCCAGACGAAAGGUGGGAUUUGCUGGCUGCAGCAGGGGAAGGAGGCCAAGUGCACCAUGAUCCUGAAGACGGGUGUGACGUGGGAGGAAUGCUGUGCCAACGGCAAUGUGGACGUGGCCUGGUCUAAUUACUCCUACCCAGGCAACAAGAUCAGCCUGCUGGGCUUCCUGGGGCUGGUGACCUGCCACCCCUGCAAAGAGAGCUGUGAGGGGGUGGUCUGCGGCCCCGACAAGGUCUGCAAGAUGAAGCAUGGGCGUCCCCAGUGUGCCUGUGCCCCAGACUGCUCCAGCCUGCCCCGCAAGCUGCAGGUCUGCGGCUCCGACGGCUUCACCUACCGCGAUGAAUGUGACCUGCUGACAGCCAAGUGCAGAGACCACCCCGAUCUUGAAGUCAUGUACCAAGGAAAAUGCAAAAACUAUGGGAGCUGCUCAGCUGCAACCAGAUUGUCCUCGGAGACGGACAAUGCAGAAGAGAACUAUGUGUGA
Molecule: messenger RNA, 540 nt
Organism: Chaetura pelagica (chimney swift)
Lineage: Eukaryota; Metazoa; Chordata; Aves; Apodiformes; Apodidae
Gene: FSTL3
Product: follistatin-like 3 (secreted glycoprotein)
Exons: 5
Coding region: 1-540 (179 amino acids)
Biological process (GO): multicellular organism development; cell differentiation; regulation of BMP signaling pathway
Molecular function (GO): protein binding; activin binding
Source: RefSeq, a predicted model, not a curated record